CAACGCAGACGGAGAGACACGUUCUCGGCUUAGGGUGAAAAAAGGGAGGGGAGGGAGGAAGGAGGAGGAACGUACCACUGUGAGAGAAAGGACAGGGGUGAAUUCUGACACGUGACCGAUCGCUGUGCUAGCGAAUGGCAGCGCUCUGCCUGCGUGACCCCCCUCCCCCACACCCCCCUCACAGUGAGUGCCGAUGGUGUGUUCCCGGGUGUGGGCAGCACUUCCGGUGUGUCCGCCCGCCCGCCUGCCUCAGUGAGUGUGACCGGUGCGUGUCGCACGGAGCUCGGGUUGUCACACAGGCGCAUUAACACCGCUCGUCUGCCCAGCAUGGCCGAACCCGAGGAGAGGAGCCUGGACGACUUCUUCGCCAAGAGGGACAAGAAGAAGAAGAAGGAGAAGGGGUCGGCGGCCGCGGCUGCAGCCAGUGCGGCGGGGAGCAGGGGGGCCGCCAGGCCGCCGGAGGGGCUCCAGACUCUGGUCUCCUCCUCGGCCUCCGCUCCCGGCCAGAGCAAGUUUACCAAGAAGGAGCGGUCCGGGCGGAGUGACGGCCAGGACCCCCAGCAGGAGAAGAAGGUGAGCGCUCCCCGGCCUGCUGCCAGGAGGGGGCGAAAGGCAUCACGGGAGCUGUAGUUCUCUCGCAGCUGGCGGUGUGCUCGGCGGCCUCUCUCGCAGUUCAGGCUCUCCGGUUGUCCCGGGCUCCGUUUCCCAGAAGGCCCUGCCAUCCGAGCUGCCCUCCGGACACGUGCAGAGCAGCCUAGGCCGGAGCAUGACCACCCUCCGGCUGUUGUACAACUACAACUCCCAUGAUGCCAUGCCAGCCUGCUAUCACGUGACUAACACUCUAAUUAUAACGUGGCAAUCUGCAGGCUGGCAGAGAGUCAGGGGAGCUGUGCUUUAAUAUUGGUGGGGGGGGGGUGGGGUCUGGCCUGUGGCGUGCUGGACCUGGUCUGGGUUUUUUUUUUUUUUUUUUAAUGAUGGGCAAUGGAUAGAAUAGACUCUGGCUCUAAUGAAAGAUUGUAAUAUUUGAGAAAUUCUGGGAAAUAUAGAUUUUAUAUCUUUUUUUAAGUUAAUCAUUUAUGGCAUUGAAUCCUUAUAACAUUUGUUUAAACCUGUGUGUGGCAGAGGGAGCUGGAGAUCCUUCUUACAUGAUCUUUUAAUCUCAACUACAUUGCAUAUACCAGGGGUGCCCAAAAGGUAGAUUCCCAAAUGUUUUAGAACUACAACUCCUAUGAUGCUUUGCAUGCCACUUUAGAAUAGCAAAGCAUUAUGGAAGUUGUAGUUUUCAAACAUCUGGGAUCUACCUUUUGGGUACCCCUGUCAUAUACUGUAGCUCCUUUGAUAUUCCUUUGCCGAACACAUCUCACGCUUACUGGAGAUAUGUGUGUAUGUGUGUAUAUGUGUAUAUAUAUAUAUAUAUAUAUAUAUAUAUAUAUAUAUAUAUAUAUAUAUGUAUGUAUGUAUGUGUGUUAGUCGAUCUGUUAAAAGAUAAGUACCAUAACUCUUUUUAAACUCAAAGGUAUGAAAGCCUGGCUAUGCCAGGGCAGUCCUGGCACUGUAACUCAACCAUAAGCUUGCUAAAAGCUGUUUACCUGAAAUGGCAAUAUUUUACAUUGUCAGAAUGCAGAGCGACCACACGAUGAGGUGAUUUUUGGUGGUUGAUUCUUAUUCAUGGAAAAUAGGAAUAAGUGUUCACAUGUGCAUGAAAGGCAUCAGGUUCAUUUUCUAGCACUUUCAUAUUUUUCCCUUAUGACUAAAAACAGCGACCAGAAAGUGCACACAAUUGUGUUCUGGUAAACUCUUUUCUAAUGUGUUUUUUUUAUACUUGCAGGAUGGUAGUAAGGUGUGACAUCUUAAAACAUUUAAGGUGCCUGUUACAAAAUAGCUACAUGGUGCAAAAAAAGAAAAAUAAUUCUAGCUUUUCUGAAAGCUGAGAGGAGGUAGGGAUCAGUGCACAGCAGACCUGGAUAAGUCAAACUGUUACUAAAUUGUUUGAUUACUUACAUUGGAGUAUGCCAGGGCCCUAGUGUUUCUGACACUCCUGGCACCAUAACUGUCGUAUUUUUGUACUUGAUAUCACAAUCUGGUGCCCAAUGACCUUCUAUUACAAAGCAAAACAAAUUACUUUCUGUACAAUGUCUGGCCCAAUUUAUUUGUGGCACAUAAACUAAAUGGCACUCGACAAGGUGUUUGAAAUGAUUGUCAAUGAAAACUCACACCUUGGAGUGGUGGGGGGUCAUCCAUCCAUCCCUCCUUAGGAACAUCAUAUAAAGGCACAAAUCAAUGGUGACUAAAAACCUCAAAAAUAAAAUAUAGUGGUAUCAGCUUCUUCAGUAAAAUUAAUCAUAACCUGUAUCCACAUAGGGAACACUAAGUGUUGGUGCCUAUGGUGAUACAUGUUAUGAUUAAUUCUACUGAAGAAGCUAGUACCACUAUAUUUUAUUAACAAGAGGGACAAGAAUAACCAUCUGUAGAGAUGCUAUAUUAAAAUGUAUUAUCUAGCUUAUCUAACAAUGGUGGGGCUACAAACACAAAAUAAGAAGGAAUUCCAGUCUCACAUUGUUGGGAGAUCAUAUGAAGGCAAACAUCAAUGGUGACUCCAACAGUCUAUGACUGUUAUAUAUAGGGAACACUAGGUGUUGGUGCCUAUAUAUCUCUAUCUAUAUCUAUCAGUCAUAGACUGUUGGAGUCACCAUUGAUGUUUGCCUUUGGGGGAGAAAACUUGAGUAAAAUUACCUUUUCAGUGCAGUCUAAACGAUUAGUGUAACCUUAUAGGUUUAGGAAUACAUGUUUCUACUCCUGAAACCCAAGUAUUCCUGUGUGUGUACACACAAUUAUAAAAGAAAGUGUGAGUGGCUCAUGAUGUAUGUGUAAAGGGGUACUCCAAUUGGACUUAAUAAAUCCUCCCUUCACCAGUGACCACUCUCCUUUUAAAAUAUUCUCUCCCUCCAACAGUGCAAGCCCUCUACAUCUUUUGUUUCCUCUGUGUGAUUUAAUUUUCCCUCCCCUUGUCAAACGCCCACCCAAUCCACCAUCGCCCCCCUCUCUUCUCUGACGAAUUAAUUUCAGUGAUUCUAUGUUUGUUGUUUAAUAAUCUUUUAUUUGCCAGUGGUAGGUGAAAAUUUGAGCCCGACUUUACAAUUUAAAGGCUGGAUUCCACAUCCCUGCACAAAUGUCGCAUCAAUUUGUCGUUUUUAUUUAUUUAUUCUUUGUCUCUCACUUGACUGUUAAUAGAUAUUUGAAUCCAAACAUUAGUUAUUGCUGUCAAUUAUUUUUAUGGUGUUUGGUCUAUGGAUUAAAAUAUAGAAUGUCCAUGCAUGCUUCCAUUGCUGUAGAACACACACAUGCAUACUUUCACAAGAAAAACAAGCCAUGUAAUUUAAUCCAGGAGAUCCCAAUCAUAAAGGCACAAUAAGUCCAUGUUUUCUAAGUAUCCCCAGUUUAAUGUGUGAAUUCUGGGAUCAUUGGUGUGUCCUGAAGAUUGAGCUGGUUAUCACUUUACUCAUUGAUGCACAUUGUUGGCAUGGGAGAUACUCUGGAAGGUCUUUGGCAGUGAAUUACACUAAAAACAAAUUGGGGUUUUCAACACCACCACACUCCCAAGCAUUUUAUAGUUACUAAAAGUUUUAAAUUUUUUUCAUAAUUUUUAGGAAGAUGAUGAAUGGAAAGAUUUUGAGCAGAAAGAAGUGGACUAUACCGGUCUUAGGAUUCAGUCGUUACAAAUAAGGUAACUGAUCUACAUUUAAAUGUUUGUUUUUGGUUUUUCUCUGUCGCAACUGAUGUGUAGCAUUGUCAACUGUGUUUUUAAGCAGUACUCUUGAACGUGUUCACAUAGUGACUAUGGAAAAGUUUUGACCAGUCAAGUUUGUAGUCCCUCAGUCUUGUUCCAAAAUAGUGUGUGCCAGAUCUGCAGCGUUUCUGUUUAGUUUGCCUGCAGUUGUGUAACAUAAGGGAACACAGUUUGUGGGCUACAAGCAGUAAUGAGACUCUUGGGGGUGGAGUCGCGUUGAGGUUCACCUGAAUCUCAAUUUAAAUUGCUCACAAUUGUGCUAUAUUUACAUAUAUGCCAAAUAAUAGUUUAAUGUAUAUACUUUGGUUGAAAAUGUUUUUUUGUUUUUUUUAAAACCCAUUACCCACAUUAGGCACUGGAAGUGCACUCCAGCACCCACUUUCAUGUAUAAAUACUUUAGUUUGUUCUGCUCCUUUUGACUUUUGCCUACAUUGUGUCCUACUCUUCUUAUAACAUGACUACGUAUGUGGCUUCUAAACGCUUUAAAGAGAUUCUCAUCACACCUCGCUCCUGUAGUGGGAAUAUGCAGUGGAGACAUAGAUCUGAGGCUCCCUUGGUGGAUCUGAGAGCACAGCCCACCACAUCCUACUGCUGUAGAUGAGCUCUGUUGUAUGUAUUUACCUGCGGCGCUUCUGUAUAGGUCGUCUGUGGGACAUACAUAUGGGAACCCAGUUUAUGUGGGCUACGAGCAUUAGUGAGACCCUUGGGGGCGGAGUCUCCAUGAGGGUUACCGGAUCCUUCAUGUAAAUGGCUCAGUACAAGAGCAACAAAAUCCUGGAUGGCGAAUUUUUACAGCGAAUCUCCCUCGCUUGGACUCACUCUUCCAGAGUUUGGCCAUGUUGGGUACAUUUCUAGGUUUUCUAUUGAUUGUUAAAUAGCUGGGCCUGAAUGCUGUAGAAUACUCACGUUUUGGUCGUGGGAGUAAUCCAUGGAUUUACUAUCCCACUGUUACAGACUCGCACAAUUUCACAAACAAUUAACCUGUCUGUCCACCUUUCCUCCAUUCUUAAAACUCACUCCCAAUCUUGCCCCAUGUUGUAGCAAAGUAUAUAUUUUUAUUUCCCAUUCUGUCUUUCUUCUCUUUUCCUCUUUCUUAAUUGUCCUUUUGAAGUACUAAUUAGUCAAUGAUUGCCCCUUCACAGAAGUCCCUUAGGCUAUGUCAAAUGUACUAUAGCAAACCACUUUUGAAGUACUUGGUGCACCUAACCCUAAACAAAGCUAAUUUACAGCCUCAACACCACUACACAUUAAAGCCUUUAGGGCUGGGUCUCUAAAAGUAAGGGGGGGUGACAUUAAUGUCCCCUUGGGCCAGUCAGUAGAUGCCGUUGGGGGUGGAGAGUGUCUACAGUUCCACAUAGAUGACUGAACACCAUCAGCUGAUAUUUGUGAUGUCUAGGCAUAGGCAUGGUGAACGUCUUGCAAGCACUGCACCUGGAGAACUGGGAUUAUUUAAAAUUUUCCCUAUGGUACACAAUUCCUGUGGCCUCAUUGACUACAUCGUUUUAGCACCGGAAUAGCUCCCUAAACUCACCUCAGCUACGGUAAAGUCUUCCACCUGGUAGGAUCACUCACAAAAUCUGUAUGGAUCCAGUCCUGUGUCUCCCAUCCCCUCUAAGCUGACUGAAAAAUACCAAAAAAUGAAUUACUCUUUCCCCUUGGAAUAUGAGCUAGUGAUAGACACAAACAAUGCUGACAUGUCAUUCUUGUAGACUAGGGACCCCUAGUCACCUUGAUUGGGGGGGUGAAUUUUUAUUUAGGGCCCCCACCCACCGCUCAGGUCCGCCCCCCUAUUGUUUUUUUAGGGCCCCCACCCACCGCUCGGGGGGGGAGGACAGUAGGUGUCCCGGCCCCCACCCACUGCUCGGGGGGGACAGUAAGUUUUCCCCCCCUCCACCAUUCCUAUAUAGGGCCCCCACCCACUGCUCAGGGGAGAGGUAGGUCCCCCUCCUUAUUGUUUUUAGGGCCCCCACCCACUGCUCAGGGGAGAGGUAGGUCCCCCUCCUUAUUGUUUUUAGGGCCCCUCCCACCGCUCGGGGGAGGACAGUAGGUUCCCCCCUUAUUGUUUAUUAGCGCCGCCACCCACCGAUCUGGGGACAGGUUCCCUUAUUGUUAUUUAGUAUUUUUUUUUUUUUUUAAACAGUGAGGAGCCACAGGCUGCUCACUGUUUAGUGGACAUGCCCCUACUCGCGGUAUAGCGAGUAGGGGCAUUGGGGAGAUUUUAAUCUCCCUUAUGCUAUUAUGGGGGUCAUAUUGACCACCAUAGAGUGAGGGGGGACCUGGGGGCUUAUGAAGUGGCGGGGAGCACUGCUCCCUGACGCUUCUAUCUUUACAUAUUACAAGGAGGGAGCUGUGUGCCGGUAGCUCCCUCGUUGUAAUAAACUAAACGAACACUGAUAUUCAGUGUUUUUCUUCAUCUGACAUUUCUAUUCAUUCAUUAGUCUUUCUGACGAAUUAAUGAAUAGAUGAAAUUCCAGUUCGCAUGUCCAAGUGUUUAACUGGGCAUGUGCGGGAAUCUCAGUCUAUCUAGUGUGGGCAGAUGACGUGUCCCACAGGGACUUCAUCUACCCACAUAAAGAUGGCGGCGCCCUGAAUAUAGAUCGGAACAGAACAUAAAGAUUAAAAAAAAUAGGUAAUAUGGGGAGCUUACAGGCAUUUGGGGGUGACUAGGGGGUCAAUUAGAGAUAGUGGAGGCGGGAGGGGGGUUUAAAAAAAAAAAAGUGAUUCGGCCAUGACAGUGCCGCUUUAAAGACAUUUCAUAUCUGUCAUCAUUCGUUGUCCACUUCCUUUUGCAUUGAUUAUGCUUCUAGUAGGCUGUGAGCAGAGUCCUUGUUCUUGGUUAAAGUUUCCAAUGUCUUAAUCAAAGCCAGGGUUUCCUGCGAUGUGCUGUGCAGCUUUUGAUCUGUUUCUUGGUCAUAUGGAUAUUAUAUGGCUACUGCUACGCAAAUGUAGUAGAUGAAAAAGUAAUGAAUUCCUUUGAAUUGUUGUGCUAUGUACAUAAAAUGAUUAUCUAGGCACCAGAAUCACAUCUUAACAGUAAUGCCACUGCAGAUUGCUUAUGAAAAGUGCUGUUACUGAGAAAUGGCACUUUACAUUUUUCAAUUUUCACACUUGCUAAUGGUUGUCUGACUGCUGCUACAGGACUCAAGUAAUUUAAAUCAACUGAAUCUUUUUGACCUCUACUAUAAAGUAAGCUGAUUCUAAAAGCAGUAUGAAUUCAAUGCUUCUCUUUGAAAAGGCUAUUGGACACAGCGUUCUGGUGCUAUCCUAUAGAAUGCUCGUUUGAGCAGGGUCCUCUUCAACCUAUCGUUCCUGUUUUUUUUGUUUUGUUUUUAUUGUCCUAUUUAUAGUUAAAUACCCCCUCUCAUAUUGUAAAGCGCUAUAUAAAUGGUGGUAAUAAUAAUUUAAGGUUAGAUAUGCCAUGCCUUGCAGGAAGCAGCAGUUUGAUUUAUCAUGGCUGGGGCUAUAUUGCCAAAUUUGCUCUUACAGAAGUUUAUGCUUUUACAGUUAGGCGACUCUAAGGGAGUAUUGCUUGCUGCCCUUUAAAGGGACACUUGUCAUCCUGACCGUUUCAUCUCAUUGAAUCCUGACUCUUUCACCUCAUUGAAGUGGUCUGGGUGCAGAGUUCCUGUCCAAUUACUCCUGCAAUGUAAACAUUGCCGUUUUUUGAGAAACUGAAAGGCCGCUUCUGGGAUUCUAGCAGACUGAGUCCCUUAAACAACGCUGGACAUACAGCAUCAUAGGAAAUCCCCAUAGGAAAGUAUUGAUGCUCACUCUGUCAGAUGAAUAGGGUAAAUAGAGGUUUUUUUAACCCUUUAUGUGCUGCAAGGGGAGCCUGGGAAGGAGGGGUGAACCAAAGGGUACUAUAGUUUUAUCAAUGCAGAUUUGAAUUGUAACCUAUAGAAUCCCUUUAGGGCUUCUAAGCAGCAUGUUGAACUCCCUACCCAAUUGCAUACAUUGCUUACACACUCUUAUCUGUUUCUUUGCUACAUUGUAUUAUUGUGUUUUAAGAGGUCUCUAGGAGUCAGGACUUUUGUAUAGUAAUGAGGACUGAGUUUGACCAGGUAAUUAACAUUUGUUUUUGUUUUUUAAAUACAUUUUUAAAGCAAUGAAAAAGAUGAUGAUGACUAUGAGAAAAAGGAAGAGCAAGGUGCUGACUGGGAAGACAAUGUAGGUUACGGCUCAGAAAAGACAUCAGGUCCUUGGAAUAAGUCUGCUUCUGCCCAAGCACCUGUAAAUGUUGGUAAGAUAAUGGGCUUUUCUUUUUAAAUUGUUUUCUAAAUACAGUCAAAUAUUGAUGUAUUUUCCUUUUUCAAUAUACAGUAAAACGUGUAUUGUUUAAUUUUUAUUCUGGCUUUCUCAUUCUUUAACUAUUACACUUGAAUGCACAAUUUCACUGACUGCUAAAUUCUAUGAUUGACUGUCCAUCCUUCCUUUGGAUCGACUUCCUGCUAUAGGCACAUAUACCAUGCCAUAAAUCGUAACUCAGUGUCAGAUGUGCAUGAUGUUUGUAGGUGUUUGCAUUCUGUGUCAUUUAACGUUAACUCCAAAGGGUUCCAUUAAUAUACCUUUUCACCAUUAAGUUGCAGAAGUUCCAGAGCCUGUACAGUCAAGUGGUGUAUACAGACCUCCAGGAGCCAGAGCCUCGGCUACAACUCGAAAACCACAAGGUCCACCUGAAAUAUUUAGUGAUUCACAAUUUCCAUCGCUACAAUCCACUGCCAAACAUAUAGAAUCCCGCAGGUAAGUACUCUUAUUUCAUUACCUUUAAUACUUAGAACUGUGGUUCUUGUGCUACUCAGUCUACUUUUUUCAAGUGCCCAAGUAAUUGCUCAAAUUUAUUGUGACUGCCUUUCUUACAUGAAGACUCCUUUUAAGAUUACAUUAUAGUUCUGCAUUUUCUGUGGGCUAAAUUUUGUAAUUGUGUGAUAGGUUUAGGUUCACAUUAAGGUCCACAUUGUUCUGCCUUCUAGCUUUAAAAGGGCUCUGCAUGUAUGGAUUUGUGUUUUAUUGCUUUAUAGAAUUAUGCAGUGGCCAUUUCACAAAAGUAUUUAAAUGAACUAUGGAGCAAGUGGCAGUUUAAGCGUUGCUGGAAAAUUUGUUUAGAGAUCAAAGAUGGGGGAUUUAAUGCUUCAAGGAACACUAUAGGAUCAGGAACACAAACUUGUAUCAGCAUCUCCUCGUAGAAAUGCAUUGUCAAUGCAUCUCUAUGAGGAAAGUUCAGUGACUGCACGCAGAGAGUGGAGACACUGAAUGUCCGUACAGCACUGCCCCAGGAAGCUCCUCGAGUGGCCAGUGAAGUUAUCACUAGGCUGUAAUGUAAACACUGCAUUUUCUCUGAGAAAACAGUGUUUACUGCAAAAAGUCUGAAGAGAAUUAUUAUACAUACCAGAACAAAUACAAUAAACUGUAGUUGUUCUGGUGACUAUAGUGUCCUUUUGAAGCAUAAUUAAUUAUUUUAUAAAUUAAUAAACUGAAAUAGGUAAUUUUGCUCUUAAUAGUUUAUGUAUCACUUUCAAAUGCUCGAAUAUUAACCCCUUAAGGACACAACUUAUAAAAUAAAAGGGAAUUGUGACGGAAUAUUUGUCAUGUGUCCUUAAGGGGUUAAGUACAAAUGUUUUCAUCCAGUGUGAUCAUAUUUAUUUUUAUUCCAAUUUCCUCUCACCACCUCCUUCCCCUCCCCCUUCUUGUAUUAGGGAUAAGGAAAUGGAGAAGACAUUUGAAAUAGUAAAGCAUAAAAAUCGUGCAAGAGAAGAGGCUGCAAAGAAUCAAGCUCUACGACUUCAAUUGGACAAUCAGUACGCAGUCCUAGGGGAGCAGUAAAUGUUCAAAAUACAAUAAGUGAGCUUUGAUAACCCACCCACUAAAGUAAACAAACUACAGCUACUGGCUAUGGACACAACAUCAGAACCAUGCGAAUGUCCUCCAGAAUGCACUGGAUGAUGCAAACAAUUGGAUUCUCAAGACUUGCGGAAGAAUUAAAACACAAAUUGCAAACUUUUUAACUAUUUUUGUUUUCUUUGACCUUUUAGCCCCACCUUUGCAUAUGGGAAUAGUCACCUUCGAGGUGCUGAUUACUGAACAUGUAUUCCUGGUGUGUUAUAGCCAUUAUGCUUCAAUCUAAGAACAGAAAAGCAGCAUUCAGUGGUUAUUAAAAUCUUUUAAUGUGGAGCCUUCAAAAUGGCUGACUACCUCAGUUUUGCUAUUGUUAUAGCAGACACCACAUGGAUUGCAGGCGCUUUAUAAAAAGAUGUGGUUGGAUCUGUUUCUAGUGGUUAUGAUGUUGGGGCAAAAAGUGGAUUUCUCUUUUUAUUCUCCAGGUGGAGGAGGAAGGAGGAUGUUUUUUUUACUUUAAGGUUUUUUCUUUUUUCCUCUUUCUACACCUACUGAGACAACUCUUAACACACCGAUUUUUCAAAAUUCUAUUUGUCUCCUUUUGUCAAUGAUUUAAGUGACCUUAAAGGGAUUAUUAGCAGUGGCCCCAUUUAUGCUUGUUCAGUUUUUUUUCCUUUGUUUUUUUGCAUUGGUAAUACACACGUCUCUUUAUAGAAAUUGCCACAAAGCUGUAGUUUGUUGCUUUUUGUAUAGGGUAAAUGUCAAACAGCAAGUUAAUAGACACAGACCGCUCUGCUGAGGGGCAAUUGGGAAGUAGCUAUAUUUGUUUCUCAUAGUUAGACUUUAUUUCUGAAAUAUACUGCGAUCUGAACACUUGCAUUUGUGCGCUAGUUAGUGCCUCAGCGCACUAAUAUCCAGGUCCCUAGAACAAUAUUAUGCAAAAAAAGUUUCCACCACUGGUUUCUAGACCUUAAUGGGACUUUACUAAAAAUUGACUCCCAUUUAAAUCAGAUCUUGGUGUAUUUUUAUUUCCCCCCCUCCCAUCUAUACUUUGGGUUAGCCAUAUGGAUAGCGAAUGUUUAUAUGUAGAGGGUUUUUUUUUUUUUUUUUUUUUUACUGUGGCCACUCCAAAGUAGUGGUUAAGGUGCGCCAGUCUUGUCAUAGAUGGUAAGCGGUCCUUCAUACAAUACAUCAUGGGACAAUAGGCACAAUUGUCAGUACAACCAAUACUAAUGUAAGUGGCCAAGAUAAAAAAAAAAAAUCUACCUCUAUCAUAGAACUGCUAGUUGUCUGGUAGGCACACUAUAGAAAUUAACAGCUCAUUUAAACAGGACACAAACAAUUCAUAUGAUAGAGUAAGAAAAGAUGCAGUGUAUGUUGUGUGAAGACUGAUUUACAAUACCACAUUCUUUGUGCUUGAAAUUUCAGUUUUCUUAAAGGAACACUCUUCCUAACUGCUUCUUCUCAUUAAAACAGUUUCUGGAGUCCACCAAUGUUCGUGUUUGUUUUUUUUACAUUAAACAGUUUAAUGUUUUAAUGCUCAAUGGGAGUCCUUAGGAGCCCAUCCUCUUUGUACUAAUUGGACUAAUGAGGAAGCAGUAGCCAAAGCAGCAGUGGGUACCUGUCAGCUGACUGCUUUUAGACUAUUACAGUGCCAAUUGCUGGUAUGGAUUGAGAUGUGUGUAAUAUCUGCCUUAGCCAUAAUUCCAGUAGGGGCUGGCCUGAUGGUGGUCAGUGUUAAACUGCUCUGAAAAUAGCUUAACAGUAAACGGAGGGAUAGCGCCAAUGACCCCAGCUAUUAUAGCCAAUUCAAUGAGUUGAAAUUGUUCUAGUGCCUUCAGUGUUCCUUUAAACGGGGACUGUAGCCACUUUAACAAUUUCAUCUUAUUGAAUUGGUUAUGGUACCUGGAAUUUACCAAUGCGUUCCCUCCGUUAUUUGUGAAACCAUUUUCAAACUUAACACUGAAUGAGGGUCCCUGGCCACCCAUAGCAAAUGUCCCCACUGUAGGUGUGGCUAAGGCAGAGAUUACACACUUCAUUUCAGUCAUUGAAAAUUAUACCAGCAAUGAAUGGCUGUGACUUGCUGAGUGUCGUCUACCUUUGCAUCCAUUGCUGCUCAGGCUAAUGCUUAAUUAGUAAAAUCAGCACAGAUGGGAUGGGUUGCUGGAGCCUCUUGUUUAGCACUAAAACUUUAAAAAACACUUACUGUUAAAUGAAAGGAUAGCAUCAGGGACUCCAGACACAAACUACUGCAAUGGGAGUAAGCAGUUAUGGUGCCAAUUUAAGAUGCAGCCUCCACACCAAGUGCCAUGCUUCAAGAGCUUUGUGAUUUAAUGAGCAGUUACAUUUAGCAAUGGAGAUUUUCUUUGUGAAAUAUAGGUUUGCUUUUAAGCUUACCUGUAACCUGUGCUGCAACAGGCAAUGCUUGGCAAGCAGUAGUGUCUAUGUAAGGAGGGAGUGCAGGACAGUUAAAAUAGUGCUUUGUUGUGCUCAGCACAUUUUUGUCAUCCUUACAAUUGUAUUUCACUCUGAAGGUAGAUUGCAGACUGCAUGUUUUAAGGAUUUCCAGUCCUCUUUAUUGAAACGUGACAAGUCGGCUUUAAGCAGUUACUUAAUAUGGUUGUAUGUGGGAAGGUUGCUAUAUUGGCUUUUUGCAAAGCUGUUUUCUUUUCAUGCCAUGGUAAGGAUAAUGUGUUGUGUUUUUUUUUUUUUUCAAAGCUUUUAACCUCCUACAUCAUUAGCCUUUCUGCUAACACAAUACAUAUAUUAAAUUUUCCUGCUCUCUGGGCCUUCCCAAAUUUCACAUUAGAAAUUUUGUUUGCACUGUAUCCUGGUCAUGUGUGAACAUGCCCAAAAUCUUUCUGCACUGCCCUAUGGGGAAAAAAGGGAUUUGCUGCGUGCCACAUCUGAGAAAGUGAAAGUUUUGCGCAUGGCCUGUAAUGCAGAACUGAGCCACUGAGUUUUCAGUGUAUGUUUAACAAUUGGCAUGUUAAAUGGUCAGUUUGUUUUUGUUUAACAAUAAGGACUUGAGUCCAUAAUGUAUAACUUCAUAUCCUAUUCUGUGGAGGGUAAUUAAAUUCUACGCCAAAAUCUGUCAUUGCCUCCUCAGGUAGCGAUUAAACGAAUGGUGUUAACUCUUCUUGAUAUCUUCCUUUAAAAAUUGUACGUCAAGAAUACACAAAGAUUUUAAAGACCACUUUAUUGUAACCCGUGCCAAUAUUCUCGCUCAGCAGGGGGCAGCGUUCGUCAAAGUGACCUCGCUGUGAGUGCUUUCUUGCAUAUCUUGAAUUGUAGAAGGUGUAAUUUGGCAUAUUCAAAGAACCUGAAUGUGGUGGGUUUUUUGCCUCCCCAUGUUUGAGCUGAAUGUUGGCUUUUGAACUUUGCAUUAUCCUUGGAGGCACUUUAUCUACAGUGUUCUCUUUAAUGUGAUCACCAUAUGCAUUGAAGAGUUUUAGCACAUCUCCUCAUCUCCACCAUCAUUUUAAUCUAGCACAUCAAGGUACUGCCACAGCGAAAUCUUGCCAACUAAACCAUGAGUCUCAUUGCAGGUAUGUUAUUAAAAAUGGAAACUGAAAUUAUUUAUGUGGAAUGUUUGGUAGAAUGUAGAAGUUUAACUAUCUCAUGGCAUACUUUAAGCAUAUGAAGACCAGUAAGAUUUCAUAUUUUAAAUCCUUCCCCAGGACUUUUUUUUUUUUUUUUUUUUGUGGGAAAAUGUAUCUAGGUUUUAUAUCAUGCUGUUGCAAUUGGUAGUUGGACUGUCCUGUAUGGGCUACUCAGGCAUGGACUACGCAGCCGGAAAAUAGAAUCUGUGACUUAACUAAGCCGAAUUAAAAUUUAACUCUGUCUAUACAUUGUCA
Messenger RNA from Pelobates cultripes (western spadefoot toad), 13476 nucleotides. Lineage: Eukaryota; Metazoa; Chordata; Amphibia; Anura; Pelobatidae. The record is from the annotation of a GenBank genome assembly.